Messenger RNA from Amoebophrya sp. A120, 4057 nucleotides. The record is from the annotation of a GenBank genome assembly. NCBI's taxonomy places the organism in Eukaryota, Dinophyceae, Syndiniales, Amoebophryaceae.
AGCCAGGCGACGGCCGAAGAUCUGUACGGGGACGGAGCAGGAACAACGUCCUCCGUAUUUACCUCGUUUACGAUCAACAAGAACUACAUCUGAGUGCAUUUCUAUCCACGACCCAGAUCAACAACCAAGCAAAGAUGUUGGCGAAACGGUACGCGGAGAUGCAGCUGAACUCGCAGGCUGCGGUGAAAGCGAGAGCAAAGUCUGCGCAGAAGCAACGCCCCAGCGGCGCGGAGAAACGGGUGAACGUGAACCAACUGAAGGAAUUAUCAUGUGUAAAAGCAUCCCCACACCAUAGUCCAGAUGGGAAGUCUGCAACACAAAUCUCCAAGUUUUGGGAGUUCUGCAUGACAAGUUUGGCCUCAUAGUGUGAUCCUGUUUAGCUAGUUGAGCAGCAUCGCAGAUCCAGCGCAGCAUGCCAAUUGGAGCAUGACAAAUUGCGAAACGCGACUAAUAAAAGAUGCCUCUCAUGGGGCUCCGCAUGAGAAGCAUUUUUACCAUGCAGAUUUGCAUGACAACUCUGGGGUGGGGACGUUUUUACUCAGGAUAGGAAUUCUACCUGAAACGCCUCGAAGUGCAAAAAACCUCCCAUCUCACCGGCUCUUCCGCGGCCGGCGGCGCCUCCAGUAGCUCGGCGGGGAGCUCCAAAAACGGCUUGUCGGGUAGUAGCCAGAACAUCUUCGGGACUACAGGUGGUCUAACCGGCAGCACAGUCGGCACGCCAGCCAGCACGUUCGGCAGCACUGUAAGUACGGUCGCGAAGAAUCGGAUCGCACUGCCGAAAGCAGACGCCAAUACGGAAACGGUGACGUUGUGUUUGAACACGAAUACGUUGGAGACGGAAAACUCGAAGUUGUUGGGAAAGAGUGGGACACCGCUGCACUUGGAAUCGUUGGUAUUAUACCAGCAAAAUUAUCUGAUGUGGAUGUGCUCCUGCUGCUGCGCAUGACAUGCGUCCAUUCCAAAAAGCAAAAUAAAUGAAACUGAUCACGGUGCGAUGCAAAAAAAACCCAACAUCAAAACAGCCUCCCGUGGAGCGCGUCGAGAACUACAACAGCCGGCUCUCAAAUUUUGCCCAGACGCUGCAAGAGAGGAUUGAGAAAAACCAGCUGAAGGCAGGAGUGACAAGGCAUUUGACGCAGGUGAAAUACCAUUUAGAAACGGCGUAUGGAUUGCAAAAGUGUCUGGGUCUGGAAGAGUUAUCAUGCAGCUUUUGCAUGACGCAGAAGGUCUGGCAUGGAAGCUCUAGCGUCACAGCUUUCCAGAAGCUUCCGCAAUGCUGAAUCCGCAUGACAAAUGCCCCAUUUUGGUGACAGAAAGUGGGCGCCUUUUGCUACCUAUGCAUGAGAGAUUUUUCUGUGUUCUCAAAUGCGCAUCACAAGUUUGCACUCUUCCAGACCCAGACACAUUUGCAUUUAAUACGGCGAAAGGGUGGACCAUGGGGUGUGUGGACAUCGGCGUUUUGUCGGAGCACACUGUGGUUUAUCCAAGAAAAAAACAUUGUUGGUGUAAAUUUGUGAUGCGCAACAUGCAAGACGAUUGCGUCUGUCAUGCUAAGCAUGCUUCGUAGCGCCCACUAAAGGGCGUUUUCGUGACGUGCUAUCUGCGCAUGACAGGUUUUUGCUGUCGUGCCAGACGAAUUUGUAAUGCUGUUCCUCCAAAAAAGUUACACCUACAGUGUUUUUUUCUUGGAUAUGGUGUCUUUAGCGUCCAUUGUGUCUUCCGCCCUCACACUGGUGCCGCAGGAAUACGUCAUUUCGAAACGGUAUUGUCAUCAUCUGUUUGUGGCGGCUAUACAAGGCCAAGUGUUCGAUUGUCUUGCUUGCAUGUGAUUAUUUCGUGCAUCAGCAGCUGCGACUACAGCCACGGCGAAAAAAUGUCUUUCCUCCAUCAAAUAAACAGGGUCCACACCAUCGUGCGAGAAAAAGAGAAAUACCUCCGAAAAUUGAAGAUAGAGGCCGGGCAGUUGGCAACACGACCGGAAGACGCUGAUGACCUAGAGGAUGCGGAUGAGGUACGACUAGGAGAUGUUGAGCAACGCUUUUACAAACGUGGUCGGCUGUGAUUCACAUCACUGCGGCACAAGCACGUUCUGUUACUGUCUCGCAUAAACACAUCUUCUCUCGUCCAAAAUACGCAACAGACUGACUGUCUCUAACGACAACUCUCAGGACGAACGCGCGGACGGUGCGAAGUCGGAGGUCACCUCCGUUGUCGGGUUGUCGAGUUACUGCGGUACCGAAAUCUCCGCAACGGAUAUUACCGCCACGAGUCGGGGCGGCACCGGACUGGCGCCGCCGAUAAAUGACGUCGCGAAUCUGUCAAGUUUGCAGACGGAGUAUCAUGAUAUUGUUGAAAUUCAAUGCUUUCUUUUUUUUUCGAUGAGAAGUUUGUCAUUCGAGGAACUACAUUCGCAUUCUCUAGUGCUUUUUGCAGUUUUGCAACACAAAUCCCACCAGCAUGAACGCCUGCAAGACGGACGAGGACAAGCGAAGAUGGUUCUACUCGCAGUGUUUGUAUCCAGUGCAAAAGUAUCGUACUCGUAUAAAUGCAAGUCUUGCAUCACAAAUCUUGUUCCCAGGGCAAAUCAGCAUAUACAAAUUUUAUCUCUCAUGCUGAGGAAAUUUGUAAUGCAUUUAUACGAGUGCGAUACUUUUGCAGUUCAUAGCUUGACAGUGAAACUCAAGUGUACGGACAAGGACAAGGCUAAGAAGACCCUGAUCUCCGACAUCUACAAGACCUGCCUGGUAUUGAAAAAGUUCGCUGUUGUACGAACAACUUGUCAUGCGAAAAAAAUGACAAAUGCAAAAUAAUCUGGCAUGCUCAUGGGUCAACAUUAGUAAGUCCGCCGUGUAUGUUGAAAUUGUAUCGUUUAUCAGGAGCAGAAAAUUCCGAUGGAGAACUGGACUGCCUGGAUUCACGAGCAGUUUGGCACGGAGCAAACCCCGGGCUCCGGUGCCCAGUCCCCUGCUCUUUCCCCCCCAAUGAUCGUCGGUCCGACGGUUCCGCAAACCGCGCCGAGUAGCUCGAGCUCGUCUCUUCUCGCAGCGACUACUAGUGCAGCAGCAGCAGCUGUAGGGAGAUCUUCCACGUCCGGCGCAGCAUCGUCAUCCACUUCUGCAAAUGCAAUGAUGAAUAACUACAACAACUCUGCACUACCCCCGCCCUCCACCGCCGCCGGCAGUCUCCAGAAACCGCACCGAGCCGGGAGUAAAUCAUCCGGUGCGGGUAGCAUGAUCGUAAACCCGCCAGUAGGACAAGCCGAGCCGAGUAGUGUUGUCCAAAGACAGCUGAGCGGGGCAUCGCCCAUCAAUCCGAACGCGGAAUUGACCGCAUCGAACCUCAAUGCGCUAAACGAAAAGCUGAACCCCCCGACGACCACUACAGACACAAACCCCACCACCAGCAGUUACUGGCAGAGCAGCGCCCGUGGGCAGCGGAAAGACACGAGUCCACUGCCGGCCCCGCGGGGACCGAUCGUACCCGCGCACCAGAGUGGCACGGCAACACCCCCGGUUCCGCUGGGAACAAGUGUGCCGAGCAGAGGUGCGGCGGUGAUUCCCAGUAUCAGCGGGUCGGAGAAUGGGAACGGAGCUGCAGGAGCAGGAGUCACCGGCGGUGCCGGCGCAGCAGCAUCAUCACAGCCUCAGUUUACCGGCGUCGGCAGUACAACUACAGCAAAUAUUAACGCUGGCCCGACUACAACGUCGUCGAACAUCCGCACCACUGCUCCGACGACCGCCACUGCCCCGAGCCGGCCGCAGUUUGGGAUCGCUGCUAUGCAUUGCAAAAGCAUCGUCCUAGUAGAAAUCGCAAUAUAAAUUUUCUCAGAAGGAGAAAUGGAGUUUGUAAUGCUAAUUUGGCUAAGAAACAAGAUUUGUCAUGCAUGAUUGCAAUUAGUACGAGCGUGAUACUUUUGCAGAGCAUAUAAGCAAGACCGAUGCAGUUUGGCAUGCUCCAGACGCAACCACUGCAAUUCGGCACCGGGGCCAGCAGGUUCUCCGGGUUUCAACUGCCGCCGAGAACCAUCGGACUGAACAUGCGGCCAUCGAUAUCCUGA